This is a messenger RNA of Hevea brasiliensis (rubber tree), 1625 nucleotides long. Its product is annotated as THO complex subunit 6. Gene Ontology annotation, cellular component: transcription export complex; THO complex. Gene Ontology annotation, molecular function: protein binding. The coding region runs from base 283 to 1386 and encodes 367 amino acids. The transcript is spliced from 13 exons. Gene Ontology annotation, biological process: mRNA export from nucleus. Lineage: Eukaryota; Viridiplantae; Streptophyta; Magnoliopsida; Malpighiales; Euphorbiaceae. The record is from RefSeq and is a predicted model, not a curated record.
UCUCUCUAAAAUAACGAGAAAGAUGAACCUUGAAGAUCGCCACAAAACCUGCUGACAUUGAAUGAAUUAAUAAUGAUUAAUUAAUUUAAUUAUAAAAGCAACAAUGUGUGAAUAAAUUGAUUUUAAAACAAGGCGAUUUUUGCACCCAAACACGACGUCGUUAGGUUUCGCGGGCUACGUAUUCCAAUUUCUCGUUUUCCUCCCCGCUUCUCCUUCGCAGUGCUCGCGGAAGACGGAACGAGGGGGAAGCUUCAGCCAAAAACACCAGACUUGAAGCACACAAUGUGUGGAGACGCAACGAACUGGGAUGAGAAUGCAUACAGGGAGAGGAUAUUGAAGGAGCGAGAGAUCCCAACCCUAACCGUUUUUAGAACCGUAUGGGCUCCCUCUCCAAACCCUAGCCCUGACACCGUCGUAGUUGCUUCCAGUGACGGAUCAAUCGCUUCUUACUCUAUCUCCUCUUGCAUCUCCAAGCUUCCAUUGGGUUUUAGCAAUGCCAACGCUCAACAGGUUGAACCUACUGCCUUUCUUCAAGGGCACGAAGGGCCAGCAUAUGAUGUCAAAUUCUAUGGUGAAGCUGAAGAUGCUUUAUUAUUGAGCUGUGGGGAUGAUGGUCGAAUUCGGGGUUGGAAGUGGAAGGAAUUUACACAAUUAGAGGCACCCAUUUCUUUGAAAGGAAUUCACAUACAGCCAGUACUUGACUUGAUGAAUCCCCAGCAUAAAGGUCCUUGGGGUGCUCUUUCCCCAAUCCCUGAAAACAAUGCCAUUGCUGUGGAUAAACAGGAGGGAUGCAUAUUCUCAGCUGUUGGUGAUUCUUGUGCAUAUUGUUGGGAUGUGGAGACUUCUAAGAUCAAAAUGGUUUUUAAGGGACACUUGGACUACUUGCAUUGUAUAGUUGCCCGUAAUUCUACCAAUCAGAUCAUAACUGGUUCAGAAGAUGGAACUGCAAGAAUUUGGGAUUGCAAAAGUGGGAAGUGUGUCCAAGUAAUUGAUUCAGAGAAAGAUAAGAAGUUGAAACGAUCCUCAUUUGUUAGCUGCGUUGCUCUUGAUGCAAGUGAGAGCUGGUUGGCUUUUAGCAAUGGUCAGAAUUUAUCAGUUUGGAAUCUUCCGGCUUCUGAAUGUGUUACAAGGGCUUCUAUUCGUGCAUCCAUACAGGAUGUGAUAUUUGAAGACAACCAAGUUUUAGCUGUUGGAGCUGAGCCUCUACUCAGCCGUUUCGACAUAAAUGGGGCAAUUGUUUCACAAAUACCAUGUGCUCCUCAGUCAGCAUUUUCUGUCUCUAUACACCCAUCUGGAGUGAUUGCUGUUGGAGGUUACGGAGCUCUUGUAGAUAUCAUUUCCCAGUUUGGAAGUCACUAUUGCACAUUCCGCUGCAAAUGUGUGUAGAUAAUUCGUUAUUCUUCUAUAGUUCUGAUGAAUAUUCGGAAUAACAGGUGAGUUUUGUGCACAAAGAUGAGUUGGAAGAAGAUGCCUAGUUAAUGUUGGGAUUUUGUAAGGUUGCUGAAAAUCCUUGGUAUUGAACUUUCGAUUAACACAUUGUUAUCUUAAAGUGCAAUACGUCAAUGGAGCAUGAACUGCUAUAAUCGUAAAAAAAUUUUAAAAUAAAACAUUGUACUAACUUAUUA